AUGAGAGAUGAGAUUAUGAGCUUGGAUGAAAUACAAGUGGCGUCAUACAAGAUGCUUGGGUCUUUAUACACUCUUGGCACUGAUGUCACUCUUACUCACGACAGAAAGUAUUUGAAGACAGAGAUUGAAAGACAUAAACCGGCUUUGGGUUCAUGUCUUGGUGCCUUCAGUUCAACCUUCCCGGUGGCAUUCUUCGAACCCCAUCUCAAUAAGCAUAAUCAAUUUUCACUUUUGAACAGAAUCGCCGACCACUCUUUGGAAGCUCAAGACAUAAUGGCAAAAAUGGAGCAAUCUAUGCCAACUUUAGAAACCAUCUUAAAUGAAGUGGACCAUUUCGUCGAAUCAGAUAAGACGUAUAGCGAAGCGCCUCAUAUAAUAGAUGUAGUAUUACCAUUGCUUUGUUCUUAUUUGCCGUUUUGGUGGGCGCAAGGACCUGAUAAUGUUACUCCGACUGGAGGGAACCACGUAACAAUGGUCACAGCUGAACACAUGAAUCAAUUGCUUAAGAAUGUACUUAAGCUUAUCAAGAAGAACAUCGGUAAUGAAAGUGCUCCUUGGAUGACAAGAAUUGCGACCUACACACAACAAAUUAUAAUAAACAGUUCGGAGGAACUUCUUAGGGAAUCAUUCCUGCCUUUGGCUGAGAGAGUGAGGAAGAGGACGGACAACAUGUUCCAUAAAGAAGAGAGCUUGAGAGGAUUUAUUAAGUCAUCAACGGAUGACACUUCUCAAGUUGAAUCUCAAAUUCAAGAAGAUUGGCAGCUGUUGGUGCGAGACAUUUACUCUUUCUAUCCUCUGCUGAUAAAAUACGUCGAUCUACAAAGAAAUCAUUGGCUGAGGAAUAAUAUUGCAGAGGCCGAGGAGUUAUACAACCACGUAGCAGAGAUAUUCAACAUUUGGUCCAAGAGCCAGUACUUCCUCAAAGAAGAACAAAACUUCAUUUCAGCAAACGAGAUCGACAAUAUGGUUUUGAUUAUGCCUACCGCGACUAGAAGAGUAACCACCAUAGUCGAUGGCACACCUCAAGGUGGUGGGAAGAAAAAGAAGAAGCAUCGUGAUAAGAAACGUGAUAAAGACAAGGAGGUGCAGGCGUCGUUGAUGGUGGCUUGUCUGAAGAGACUGCUACCAGUUGGACUUAACCUAUUCGCAGGGAGAGAGCAAGAGUUAGUGCAACAUUGCAAGGAUAGGUUCCUUAAAAAAAUGUCCGAGCAAGAUGUAGCUGAAUUUGCGAAGACUCAACUUACUUUGCCGGAUAAAAUUGAUCCGGCAGAUGAAAUGUCCUGGCAGCACUAUCUCUACAGCAAGUUGGGAUCAAAGAGCAAAACUACAAUCACAGUAGAAACAGCUGAGAAUAAGGCAAAAAUUAUUGACGACACCGUCGAAAGAAUCGUCGCCAUGAGCAAAGUACUUUUUGGACUGCAUAUGGCGACCAAGCCAGCUCCUCGCUCAAGUAGCUGGACACGUGUUCUCUGCGCCGCUCGAAAACGUGCCGCUGUCGCUUGCUUGAGAUCCAUACAUCUGUAUAAAAUCAGCCGACAUAGAGCUUGCAACAUCUUCGCGAGAACCUACUACGAGUUGUGGUUGGAAGAGGAAAACAUUGGACAAGAAGUCAUGAUUGAAGAUUUGACGCAAUCGUUUGAGGACGCAGAAUUGAAGAAAAGUGAUGUUGUAGAAGAAGAAGGAAAACCAGACCCCUUAACGCAACUAGUUACGACUUUCUGUAGAGGCGCCAUGACAGAAAGAUCCGGAGCGCUACAGGAGGACCCACUGUACAUGUCAUAUGCUCACAUCAUUGCUAAGUCAUGUGGUGAAGAGGAAGAAGAAGGAGGCGAGGAAGAGGAGGGAGCGGGAGGAGAACCGGAGGCGGGAGGAGGGGGGGAGGAAGAAGGAAAGGCCAGCAUACAUGAACAAGAAAUGGAAAAACAAAAGUUGUUGUUCCAUCAAGCUCGUCUCGCAAACCGUGGCGUCGCUGAGAUGGUAUUGCUACAUAUAUCUGCCUCCAAAGGACUCCCCAGCGAAAUGGUUAUGAAGACGCUCCAACUUGGAAUAUCCAUUUUGAGAGGCGGAAACAUUGAUAUACAAAUGGGAAUGCUGAAUCAUUUGAAGGACAAAAAAGACGUGGGUUUCUUCACUUCGAUAGCAGGACUUAUGAACUCUUGUUCCGUUCUUGACUUGGACGCUUUUGAAAGAAAUACGAAGGCUGAAGGUCUGGGUGUGGGCUUAGAAGGCGCUGCUGGUGAAAAGAAUAUGCACGAUGCUGAAUUCACAUGCGCUCUCUUUAGAUUCAUACAACUGACUUGUGAAGGACACAACUUAGAAUGGCAGAAUUAUCUUCGUACUCAAGCCGGUAAUACGACCACUGUGAACGUUGUCAUCUGUACGGUUGAUUAUCUACUGAGGCUCCAAGAAUCCAUCAUGGACUUCUACUGGCACUAUUCGAGCAAGGAAUUAAUCGACCCUGCGGGAAAGGCAAACUUCUUCAAAGCGAUCGAAGUGGCAUCUCAAGUAUUCAACACACUCACUGAGGUCAUACAGGGACCGUGUACUCAAAAUCAACAGGCUUUAGCUCACUCCAGGUUAUGGGAUGCUGUUGGUGGUUUUCUUUUCCUGUUCUCUCACAUGCAGGACAAACUGUCCAAGCAUUCGUCUCAAGUGGACCUGUUGAAGGAACUCCUCAAUUUGCAGAAAGACAUGAUCACUAUGAUGCUGUCUAUGUUGGAAGGAAACGUCGUUAAUGGUACAAUCGGAAAACAAAUGGUAGACACACUAGUGGAGUCCGCAUCUAACGUGGAAUUGAUCUUGAAGUAUUUUGAUAUGUUCUUGAAGUUGAAGGAUCUUACGUCCAGUGCCAGUUUCAAAGAAAUAGACACCAAUAACGAUGGUUGGGUUCUACCCAAAGACUUCAAGGAAAAGAUGGAACAACAAAAAAGUUAUACGCCUGAAGAAAUAGAAUUCCUUUUAGCUUGCUGUGAAAUAAAUCAUGACGGAAAAUUGGACUACGUCGGUUUUUGUGAUCGCUUCCACGAACCUGCCAAAGAGAUUGGAUUUAACCUCGCUGUGUUACUGACGAACUUAUCAGAACAUAUGCCAAAUGAACCGAGGUUAGCUCGUUUCCUUGAAACAGCUGGUUCAGUACUCAAUUACUUUGAACCGUUUUUGGGUCGUAUUGAAAUCAUGGGUGGUUCAAAAAGGAUUGAACGGGUGUACUUUGAAAUAAAGGAGUCUAAUAUUGAACAAUGGGAGAAACCGCAGAUUAAGGAAUCCAAGCGAGCGUUCUUCUACAGCAUUGUAACGGAAGGUGGUGAUAAAGAAAAACUUGAGGCUUUCGUUAACUUCUGUGAAGACGCGAUCUUUGAAAUGACGCACGCAUCAGGCCUCAUGGCUGCCUCCGAGGAAUCUGCCGGCGGGCCCAAGAACAGGGAAGCCUACCACGUUUAUAUGGGGGAUGAUGAAGAAGAAAGAGCCGGCAAGGAUCCAUUCCGUCGCGGCUUCCAAUCAGUUAAAGACGGAAUCUCCACAGCAUUCUCAUCUUUAUCACCAUCCAACAUAAAGAACAAAAUCGCUGAUCUACAACAGAUGCCGCCAUCCGAACUCUUCAUUGGAUUCUUCAAACUGUUCUUCUACCUUUUCUAUUAUCUAGGAUAUAGUGUUGUUAUCGUCUUAAGGUAUAUAUGUGGAGUAUUGCUGGGAUUGAUGCGUGGACCUCAAACUGAAACGCCUCCUGAAAUAGUUGAGGAAGAGAAACCGGGUCCACUUCGACAUUUGCCUGCACUUCCAGCAGCAGAUGACACAGGACAAAUGCAGGUCUCGGCUUUCGGACUGGAUAUAACCAAAGAGGAUAAUGGGCAGAUUCAAGUGAAACCUCAUGAAUCUCCUACCGCAUCUACUCCAUCAUCGGGCGAAGAGGCUGAAGUAUCACCGGAUGAAAGUCUCGAUCACACAGAAGAAACACAACCACCGUCGCUUAUUGAUUUACUGGGAGGAGAACAAGCCAAAAAACAAGCACAAGAACGUCUGGAAGCCCAAGCUGUACAACAAGCUGCCAUGUCUGCUAUAGAAGCUGAGAGCAAAAAGGCGGUGCAAGGUCCAGCUCCUUCAGCUCUCUCUCAAGUGGACCUCUCACAGUACACUAAGCGAGCGGUAUCAUUCCUUGCGAGGAACUUUUACAACUUAAAAUAUGUGGCAUUGGUGCUUGCAUUUUGUAUCAACUUCGUGCUGCUAUUCUACAAGGUGUCGACUCUUGAAGUUGAGAAGGGCGAGGGUUCAGGAAUGGGAGACAUCAUCAGUGGAUCUGGUUCAGGACAAGGUUCGGGUAGUGGAGACGGUGGUAGCGGUGAAGAAGAUGAUGAUGGUCUUGAAGUGGUGUUGAUAGAUGAAGACUUCUUCUAUAUGGAGCACGUCAUCAACGUAGCCGCUAUGUUGCACUCUAUUGUAUCAUUGGCUAUACUCAUAGGAUAUUAUCACCUUAAGGUUCCACUGGCCAUAUUUAAGAGGGAGAAAGAAAUUGCACGAAAAUUAGAAUUCGAUGGUCUCUACAUUGCGGAACAACCCGAAGACGAUGAUUUGAAGAGUCACUGGGACAAACUUGUUAUAUCAGCGAAGUCAUUCCCAGUCAACUAUUGGGAUAAGUUUGUUAAAAAGAAAGUACGAGUGAAAUAUUCUGAGACAUACGAUUUUGAUUCUAUAUCGAACAUGUUGGGAAUGGAAAAGACUUCUUUCUCCGCUCAAGAGGACGAAGGGAACAAAGGAUUUGUUCAUUAUGUUCUGAACAUCGACUGGCGCUAUCAAGUGUGGAAGGCUGGUGUCACGAUAACUGAUAACUCAUUUUUAUACUCUCUAUGGUACUUCUCUUUCUCUGUGAUGGGUAACUUCAACAAUUUCUUCUUCGCCGCUCAUCUGCUCGAUGUGGCUGUUGGUUUUAAGACUCUGAGGACUAUUCUGCAAUCUGUCACUCAUAAUGGAAAACAAUUGGUGCUGACCGUUAUGUUACUGACAAUCAUAGUUUACAUCUACACCGUCAUAGCGUUCAACUUCUUCAGGAAGUUCUACGUCCAGGAAGAAGACGAUGAAGUUAAUAGGAACUGUCAUGAUAUGCUGACGUGCUUCGUAUUCAACUUGUAUAAAGGUGUCCGAGCUGGUGGUGGUAUCGGUGAUGAGUUGGAGCCUCCUGAUGGUGAUGACUCCGAGGUCUACCGCAUCAUCUUCGACAUCUCAUUCUUCUUCUUCGUCAUUGUCAUCCUGCUCGCUAUCUUGCAGGGUUUGAUUAUCGACGCAUUCGGUGAGCUCCGUGACCAGCUCGAGUCCGUCAAGGAGGACAUGGAGUCGAACUGCUUCAUAUGCGGCAUUAAUAAAGAUUACUUUGAUAAGGUGCCACACGGUUUCGACACCCACGUCCAACGCGAGCACAACCUCGCUAACUACAUGUUCUUCCUCAUGCAUCUCAUCAAUAAACCGGACACAGAAUAUACAGGUCAAGAGACAUUUGUAUGGAACAUGUAUACACAGAGAUGUUGGGACUUCUUCCCGGUGGGAGAUUGUUUCAGAAAACAAUACGAAGAUGCAAUGGGAGAGUAG
This is a messenger RNA of Danaus chrysippus (African queen), 5574 nucleotides long. NCBI's taxonomy places the organism in Eukaryota, Metazoa, Arthropoda, Insecta, Lepidoptera, Nymphalidae. The record is from the annotation of a GenBank genome assembly.